AUGUUUUCUAAAAACAGUCGAAGAUCAAGAAGCGGAAAAGGACGCGGUUUGCCGAAAAAAGGUGGUGGUGGUGGCAAGGGUACCUGGGGACUUCCUGGUGAUGAGGUAUAUGAAGAUGGGGUCUGCAGAGAUGUACAUGAUCCUAACUAUGACCCUGAAAGCCAGGAUGAAUAUAUUGUGGAAGAGACGGAACUUGAGGUUGAUGACGAACAGUUCAAUAGGUUAGUUGAGCCCCUCCUCCUUGAAUACUUCGAACAUGGAGACACAUCAGAUGUUAGGGAUAGUCUUCAGGAUUUGAAUCUUGGUCACUUGACUCCCCAGGUAACAGAAUUAGCCAUUAAUCUGGCUCUUGACAGGAAAUCCUUACAGAGAGAAAUGACCUCCGUAUUGAUCUCUGAUUUAUAUGGCAAUGUGUUCAAUCAUCAGAAUAUUGCUGAUGGCUUUGACAGUGUGCUCAGAAGUCUCUCAGAACUAACACUUGAUGCUCCUGAAGCACCAACGAUUGUUGGUCAGUUCAUAGCCCGAGCAGUGGCUGAUGAUUGCCUGCCUCCGAAAUUUGUCAGUAGCUAUAAAGGCAAAGUGGAUUGUCCUCAUGCCAGCUUUCACUUCACGCUUAAAAUUUUUCCUCUUCAUUCUCGUCUCCUUCUCUUCAUUCUCGUCUCCUUCUCUUCAUUCUCGUCUCCUUCUCUUCAUUCUCGUCUCCUUCUCUUCAUUCUCGUCUCCUUCUCUUCAUUCUCGUCUCCUUCUCUUCAUUCUCGUCUCCUUCUCUUCAUUCUCGUCUCCUUCUCUUCAUUUCGUCUCCUUCUCUUCAUUCUCGUCUCCUUCUCUUCAUUCUCGUCUCCUUCUCUUCAUUCUCUUCUCCUUCUCUUCAUUCUCGUCUCCUUCUCUUCAUUCUCGCCUCCUUCUCUUCAUUCUCUCCUUCUCUUCAUUCUCGUCUCCUUCUCUUCAUUCUCGUCUCCUUCUCUUCAUUCUCGUCUCCUUCUCUUCAUUCUCGUCUCCUUCUCUUCAUUCUCGUCUCCUUCUCUUCAUUCUCGUCUCCUUCUCUUCAUUCUCGUCUCCUUCUCUUCAUUCUCGUCUCCUUCUCUUCAUUCUCGUCUCCUUCUCUUCAUUCUCGUCUCCUUCUCUUCAUUCUCGGCUGCUCUUGACAAAGCUGAUAUCUUACUAAAUAUGAAGCAUGGCAUUGUCCGCUUGGACAAUGUGUGGGGAACAGGAGGUGGACUACGGCCAGUCAAGUUUCUUGUUAAGCAAAUAGUGCUGCUGUUGAAAGAAUAUUUGUCUUCUGGUGAUAUGGUAGAAGCUACCCGUUGCUUACAAGAAUUGGAAGUGCCUCAUUUCCAUCAUGAAUUGGUUUAUGAGGCGACUGUAAUGGUGCUAGAAGAUUCAACUGAAAGGGCUGCAGAAAUGAUGUGUAAAUUGCUGAAGAGUUUGUGUGUUGCUGUGAUAAUCACUCCUCAGCAAGUGGUGCAGGGAUUCAGAAGGGUUUAUGAAGCAAUGCCAGAUUUGUGUCUUGAUGUUCCGGCUGCAUAUGUGAUUUUAGAGAAGUUUGCUGCUGCCUGCUACAAAGCGGGCGUCUUGAGCACAGAACUCUAUCAAGAAUUACCUCAAAGAGGUCGCAAGAGAUUUGUAUCCGAGGGCGAUGGAGCUGCUGUUGCAGGUUUUUUUCUCUCCUCUCAUACUCCCCUCCCCCUCUCCCUGGCUGCAUCAGUAGCAAAUGUGGAAGCCCUCAACAGAAAUGAUGGCAGCAGUAAAAGCCAUGCUGGUCAGUGGUCAAAACUCUAA
This is a messenger RNA of Acanthosepion pharaonis, 1779 nucleotides long. The record is from the annotation of a GenBank genome assembly. Lineage: Eukaryota; Metazoa; Mollusca; Cephalopoda; Sepiida; Sepiidae.